AUGCUUGUAUUCAGUACCCAAGAUAACCUAUAUCAUCUAGCAGCAGCAGACACCAUCUACUGUGAUGGAACAUUCUAUGUUUGUCCAACACUGUUCUACCAGCUGUACACUUUCCACGCCAAAGUUGAUGGUACUAUGUUUCCACUGGUUUACAGUUUUCUACCCGGUAAAUAUCCGCAGAUGUACACUAGGCUACUUACUAUUAUUAAAGAUCUAUGUAAUCAAUUCAACAUCCUACUUCAACCAGACAAGAUGUUCCUCGACUAUGAAAUAGCCAUCAGAAAUGCAGCAACUUCAGUCUUCCCAGAUAUCAACAUCAAAGGGUGCUUUUUCCCCUACACUCAGUGUAUCUGGAGAAAUGCUCAGAAGCAUGGUCUGCAAACGGAAUACAAUGAAAAGGGAGACAUUCACCAACUUGUACGUAGAGCUGCAGUAUUGUCACUUUUACCACCCAAUACAAUUGAAGAUGUUUGGUUUAAUGCACUUGAAGACAGCGACGAUUCAGAUACUAUUAAACCAACACCUACCUUUACUGACUAUGUUACCAGCUACUGA
Mytilus trossulus (common blue mussel) is the source of this 555-nucleotide messenger RNA. RefSeq lists its product as uncharacterized. The record is from RefSeq and is a predicted model, not a curated record. Lineage: Eukaryota; Metazoa; Mollusca; Bivalvia; Mytilida; Mytilidae. The coding region runs from base 1 to 555 and encodes 184 amino acids. The transcript has a single exon.